AUGUCCACGGCUCUCUUCCCCCCGCCACGCAUGCCCUCGCCCCAGUACAAGCCCGCCCCGCUCCCCUCCCCGACAGGCAGGCCAGGCAUCCCCUGCCGCACCUCCCGCGACCGCCUCCACCUCCCACCCCAUCCAGAGGAGCCUCCCAUCCCGCCCCGACUCAUUGGCUCGCCCCUCCUCAAGAGGAUGACCGUCAGGCCCGACCAGCCGCACCUCCUCAGCUACAAGGCCCAGUCCGAGCUGUGGAUCGACGGCGAUGAGUUCGGAACGCGUAAGACAGAGAGCGCACAGACGUCCCCAGCUUCGUCCCCCUCUUCGCCCGCUCCUGUCUCGCCCAGACGGCCCGGGCACCGACGAACCCCCUCCAUCGUAGUCUCGUCGCCGCGAAAGCGAUCGCACUCGCCGCCCCCGAGCCCCAUGCCUGCAGCACCGCCCCCGCCAGUCCCGCCGAUCCCCUCGUCCGCACUCGCGACCCCAGGGGCCAAGCGUGCCACCCUGCGCUCUCCGCCAACGGGCUACUCGCAGGUGCACAUCCCGGACAUCGAUCACUCAUCGCCGCUGGCGCCCACCUCCCAGCCAAAACGCACUAGGUGGGCUCGCAAAGCACCUUCUGUUCGCGGCCUUCAUUGA
Messenger RNA from Fomitopsis serialis, 630 nucleotides. RefSeq lists its product as uncharacterized. The coding region runs from base 1 to 630 and encodes 209 amino acids. The record is from RefSeq and is a predicted model, not a curated record. Lineage: Eukaryota; Fungi; Basidiomycota; Agaricomycetes; Polyporales; Fomitopsidaceae. The transcript has a single exon.